AGGAAAUGUGAAAGUGAUUGUUAACUUGGACAAGGGGGUAUAAGGUCCUUUGCUUGAAGUGGAAGAAGUCACUGCAACGCCAGAAAUUAGCAGGCAGCCACCUUCACAGAUAUCUCCAUAAUUGCAUUGCUUUUAUCUCCAAUGAUUAUUGCUUCCUCACAUAAGCCUCCUCCCCUACCACCAACCUAAUCUAUUCUCCCAAUUCACCAGAAAUUUCCUCCCAAACUCCCCCCUUUCCCCCCCUUAUAACACUCUACUCUUUUGCCUACAACCAACCUCAAACGUACUCCAUGGCCACUUCUUGUCCUUUCUUGCUCUGUUUUUUGCUCUGUUUUCUGCAUCUCUCUCUUUCAAUCUCUGAGAUUUUUUUUCUCCCUCUUACUCAUUCCCUCUCCAAUAACCAUUUCACCUCCACCCACCACCUCCUCAAAUCCACCUCCACCCGCUCCGCUGCCCGCUUCAAAAACCACCACCGUCGCCUCCAAAAACACCACCAUCUCCAAGUCUCUCUUCCUCUCUCUCCAGGUAGUGAUUACACCCUCUCCUUCACUCUUAGCUCCCACCCUCCUCAACGUGUCUCCCUUUAUCUCGAUACCGGCAGCGACCUUGUCUGGUUCCCUUGCCAGCCCUUCGAAUGCAUUCUAUGCGAAGGCAAAGCAGAAAACACCACCACUUCAGCUCUGCCUCCUAAACUUUCCUCCACAGCCAGAACAGUCCCCUGUAAAUCAUCUGCAUGUUCUUCUGCCCACUCCAACCUUCCCACUUCUAAUCUCUGCGCUAUUGCUAACUGUCCUUUGGAGUCCAUUGAAACUUCCGAUUGCCGAUCAUUUUCUUGCCCUCCAUUCUAUUAUGCAUACGGCGAUGGCAGUCUUAUUGCACGGCUUUACCGUGACUCUGUAACACUUCCAUUGGCAACUCCAUCUUUAGUACUCCAUAAUUUCACCUUCGGCUGCGCCCACACUGCUCUCGCUGAGCCAGUUGGGGUUGCUGGGUUCGGCCGCGGCGUACUUUCCUUGCCCGCUCAGGUCGCUUCCUUGUCUCCUCAACUUGGGAAUCAGUUCUCAUACUGUCUGGUGUCUCACUCGUUCGAUUCGGACCGAGUCCGCCUCCCGAGUCCACUCAUUCUUGGCCGUUCAGACGAAAAGGAGAAACGGGUAAAUAACAACGAUCAACCUCAAUUUGUUUACACUUCUAUGCUCGAUAACCCAAAACACCCUUAUUUUUACUGUGUUGGGCUCGAUGGAAUUUCUAUUGGCAAAAAGAAAAUUCCGGCACCGGCAUUUUUGAAAACUGUCAAUAGAGAGGGAAGCGGUGGGUUGGUAGUGGAUUCGGGAACCACUUUUACUAUGUUGCCGGCGAGUUUGUAUAACUCGGUAGUGACGGAGUUUGACAGCCGAGUUGGGAGAGUCUAUGAGCGAGCCAGAGAAAUUGAGGACACGACCGGGCUCGGCCCGUGUUACUAUUAUGACAGUGUAGUGAAUGUCCCGAGUUUGGUCUUACAUUUUGUUGGGAAUGAAUCGAGUAUAGUGCUGCCUAGGAAGAACUAUUUUUAUGAAUUUGUGGACGGUGGAGAUGGCGUGAGGAGGAAGAGGAAGGUUGGGUGUAUGAUGUUGAUGAACGGCGGAGAUGAUGCGGAGCUGAGCGGUGGGCCCGGCGCAACCCUGGGGAACUACCAGCAGCAGGGGUUUGAGGUGGUUUAUGAUUUGGAGAAGGGAAGGGUUGGCUUUGCAAGAAGGAAAUGCGCAUCUUUGUGGGAAAGCUUAAACCAGGGCUAACGUGCGCUGGCGUUGACUGCCGGUUUGAAAGUUGAAAUCUAUGGGGUUUGACCGCACGUGAGGCCUAUGUAAGUAAACUAGGUUUGAUGGUAAUAAGGUGGGUUUGGGGUAAUAUUGUCUUGUGGAUAAGGGCUAUAAUGUUACUUUGCACUUUUUUUUUUUUUUUUUUUUUUUACCUUGUGACAUUUUUCACAAAUAAUGUAUAUGGAAAACUUUAUACCACAAGGUGUUUGUGAAGGCAAAAUGUGAAGUGCUAUUAAAAAACAUUUGUAAAUUUUAAAAAAUUUUAAUGUAAAUGGAAUUUAUUUCCUUUUUUUCUGAA
Hevea brasiliensis (rubber tree) is the source of this 2097-nucleotide messenger RNA. Its product is annotated as probable aspartyl protease At4g16563. Gene Ontology annotation, biological process: proteolysis. Gene Ontology annotation, molecular function: aspartic-type endopeptidase activity. Gene Ontology annotation, cellular component: plant-type cell wall. NCBI's taxonomy places the organism in Eukaryota, Viridiplantae, Streptophyta, Magnoliopsida, Malpighiales, Euphorbiaceae. The coding region runs from base 291 to 1775 and encodes 494 amino acids. The record is from RefSeq and is a predicted model, not a curated record. The transcript has a single exon.